CAAGGCAAGUUAAAAAGUGUACAGGGAAGACACCCAGGGGAGAAACUAAAGGGAGAAAAGGAAACUCUGAGAGAAGUGACUAUGAUGGAUAAAAAUAGUCUCACAGAAGAAAGGUGCCAGCAUUAUAAGGAAUAUCAGAAAAGCUUCUGUCCAAAAGUUCCUAUAGGAGACAGAAAUGAUAAAGGUGAUGAACAUGGCAGCAACCUCAGUCAGAACUUGGAUCUUAGUAAACAUAAGGAAAUUGACCCAGGAGAGCAUCCUCACAACUGGAAUGAGUGUGAGAAAAGUUUCAUUCUUUCAUUUGUUGAGCGUCAACUUAUCCCCACUAGAGAAAAAACUCAUCAGCAAAGCAUUUCAGUCUCCCAUGAAAGGAAUUGCCGGAGAAUUCAUACAAGUGAGGGGUCUAAUGAAUAUAAUGAAUGUGGAACAAGGCUUAGUUCUAGUUUAGUCCUUAAUGAUUCUCAGAAAAUUCAGGCCAAGGAGAAACCUCAUGUAUGUGAUGUCUGUGGAAAAACUUUCAGUUGGAGAUCACGGCUUAUUCAGCAUCAAAGAAUCCACACUGGAGUGAAACCCUUUGAAUGUGAAGAGUGUGGAAAAUUCUUCAGUGAGAAAGCAUACCUUAUCCAACAUCAGAGAAUUCACACUGGGGAGAAACCCUAUAUAUGUAGUGACUGUGGGAAAGCCUUCAGUUAUAGAGCGCAGCUUUUUCUACAUCGAAGAAUCCACACUGGGGAAAAGCCCUAUAAAUGUAAUGAAUGUGGGAAAGCCUUCAUUCAGCGCUCAAGGCUUAUUCAGCAUCAGGGAAUACACACUGGAGAAAAACCCUUUGGGUGCAGUCAAUGUAAUAAAUAUUUUAGAUAUCGCUCAAAUCUUUUUAAACAUCAAAGAAUCCAUACAGGAACAAAACCCUAUGAGUGUGAUGAAUGUGGGAAAGCCUUUAGACAGAGCUCACGGCUUAUUCAACAUCAGGGAGUCCACACAGGAGAAAAGCCCUAUGAAUGCAAUCAGUGUAAUAAAUGUUUUAGUUAUCGCUCAAAUCUUUUUAAACAUCAAAGAAUCCACAGUGGAGAGAAACCAUAUGAAUGUGAUAAAUGUGGUAAAGCCUUUCGACAGUCUUUUGAUCUUAAUAGACACAGGAAAAUCCACACUGGGGAGAAACCCUUUGAAUGUGAUGCAUGUAAGAAAAGCUUUAGUAGGAAUUCUCACCUUAUUCGACAUCUCAGAAUCCAUGCUGGAGAAAAACCCAGUGAUGUAGUCAAUGGCAUAUAAAAUUUUAUUGGUUCUUAAUUCACUCUCUGCAAAUUAAUGCAAAGAAGAAAAACUGAGUUAACUGAAAUGGGAAACCUUUCAUUAUAAGGUAUUUACCUAAUUCAGCAUUUGAGAAUCCAGAAAGAAAAAAAAUUCUGAGCAUGAUAUCGAUCCUGACUUGCUUCUUUAGUUGAUCACUUGUCCUUGAUACCUGUCAGCUUUGGGGAUAGUGGUGCAGCUUUGAGGCUAAGGACAAGGAGAAGGGACCCAUAAGGAGGAUAGCUCCUUGAACUGUGCCCUAUGUAUACCUGUUUGGGGGCCAUCUCCAGUCCUGAUCUUGCCCCUGGACCCAGAUGGCUCCAGAGGAGAAGUUAAGGCUGGUGACCUUG
This is a messenger RNA of Phascolarctos cinereus (koala), 1637 nucleotides long. The record is from RefSeq and is a predicted model, not a curated record. NCBI's taxonomy places the organism in Eukaryota, Metazoa, Chordata, Mammalia, Diprotodontia, Phascolarctidae.